This is a messenger RNA of Hipposideros armiger (great roundleaf bat), 7090 nucleotides long. It is a transcript of the gene GON4L, whose product is annotated as gon-4 like. The transcript has 28 exons. Gene Ontology annotation, biological process: regulation of DNA-templated transcription. The record is from RefSeq and is a predicted model, not a curated record. NCBI's taxonomy places the organism in Eukaryota, Metazoa, Chordata, Mammalia, Chiroptera, Hipposideridae. Bases 129 to 6560 code for a protein of 2143 amino acids. Gene Ontology annotation, cellular component: nucleus. Gene Ontology annotation, molecular function: transcription coregulator activity.
CUGACGCCGCGCACCGCGACUCGGGGUCGCGCACGUCAGUCGCUGCCGUUGACUGACUUCCGGUGGUGCAGACGGAGAGUUUCCGCGGGAUCAGGCAGGCUGAAUGGAACAAAAGUAGGACUUUUAAAAUGUUGCCCAGUAAGAAGAGAAGAACUACACUGACUGAGUCCCCACAGCAUCAGGGCAACCAGGAGGAAGGUGACUUAGACCCAGAGUCAGCCGUUAGACCAGAAUCUGAGCAGGUUAAAGACUUGGGAUCCGUGUCUCUGUCCUGGGGUCCGAGUCACAGUAGAGCAGCUGGCCUCGAGGUUCAGUCUGUGCAGGAUACAGGCAAUCAGCUUGGUGUGGAGGAUCCGUCUUUGAGCUCUAGGGGACUCAGCCAGGACCCAAGUGCACCAGUUCCAGAAGCUGUUGAUGGGGCCAUCUCUAAGGGACUCACCCUACCGUCCUUGGAGUCUCCCCAGCUCCUUAAUCCACACAUUGGUAAAGAAAACCUCCAGGCCACUGGCUCAAGGAGAGGGAAGAAAAUGACACUCAGGCCCAGGCCAGUUACCCAAGAAGACAGAGGUGAUCAUCCUUUCACAAAGGAGCCUUUUGCAGGAGAAGCCAGUGAAGAAGUCAAGGAGGAAGGAGGUAAGAUAUGCCGGGUAUUCAGGCCGCGUUUCCCUUGUGUCCGCACCAGUUUGCUGCUGUGCUCUGCAGCGCCUUCACAGACCAUGCGUGUUUCUGACGGGGGUGCCAGUUUGGGGUGGAUCCUCUUCUGUGUUCUUUUCUUUCUCGUAUCCUUCAUGUCUGGAGGGAUGAACUGUGUAUGGCCGUUUGUGGACAAUGAAGAAAGUGAGAAAAGGCAAAAGAAGAAGAAGGGUACCAAGAGGAAGCGAGAUGGGAGGGGUCAGGAAGAAGGGGCGUGUGACCUGAGGCUGGAUGAUGUGCUGGACCGCACCCUGGAGGACGGCGCCAAGCAGCACAACCUGACGGCCGUCAACGUGCGGAACAUCCUCCACGAAGUAAUCACAAAUGAACACGUGGUAGCGAUGAUGAAAGCUGCCAUCAGUGAGACCGAAGAUAUGCCGAUGUUUGAGCCCAAAAUGACACGCUCUAAACUUAAGGAAGUGGUGGAAAAAGGAGUGGUAAUUCCAACAUGGAAUAUUUCACCAAUUAAGAAGGCCAAUGAAAUUAAGCCUCCUCAGUUUGUGGAUAUCCACCUUGAAGAAGAUGAUUCGUCAGAUGAAGAGUACCAGCCAGACGACGACGAUGAGGAUGAGACUGCUGAGGAGAGUUUAUUGGAAAGUGAUGUUGAAAGUACUGCUUCGUCUCCACGUGGAGCAAAGAAAUCCAGAUUGAGGCAGUCUUCUGAGAUGACUGAAACAGAUGAGGAGAAUGGCAUAUUAUCAGAGGCUGAGAAAGUCAGCACACCUGCCAUCAGGCACAUCAGUGCUGAGGUGGUGCCCAUGGGGCCCCCACCCCCCCCGAAGCCCAAGCAGACCAGGGACAGUGCUUUCAUGGAGAAGUUGCACGCUGUGGAUGAGGAGCUGGCUUCCAGUCCAGUCUGCAUGGAUUCUUUCCAGCCCAUGGAUGACAGCCUCAUUGCAUUCCGAACCCGCUCUAAGAUGCCCCUGAAAGAUGUUCCCCUGGGGCAACUGGAAGCAGAGCUCCAGGCUCCAGACAUCACCCCAGACAUGUACGACCCCAAUACAGCAGAUGACGAGGACUGGAAGAUGUGGCUCGGGGGACUCAUGAACGACGACGUGGGGAAUGAAGAUGAGGCGGACGAUGACGACGACCCAGAGUACAAUUUCCUGGAGGACCGCGACGAGCCGGACACGGAGGAUUUCCGCACCGACCGCGCCGUGAGGAUCACCAGUGAGUCUGGGCGCGACGGGUCCUGCUCUGGCCCCGUCCCCGGCGACAUUUGUUUGCUCUGUAGAUUUUUGAGGGAAGGACAGUUUUCACUCAGAGGUGAAGGGCUGGCAGUGCUAAUGGCCUGGAACUUAGACCUCCUUUGUGUCCGGUUUUCCCAGGAAGAACUGGGAACCUUUGCUCAAAGCUCCAUCGCCCUUCACCAGCAGUUCAACCCCAAGUUUCAGACCUUGUUCCAACCCUGUAACCUGCUGGGGGCCGUGCAGCUCAUUGAAGACUUCAACACACACGUCAGCAUUGACUGGAGUCCUCGUAAAAGUGUCAAGACUGCCUGUAAAUUUCCCUGUUUGCCAAAGCAAGUAGCUUGGAUCCUGGCCACAAGCAAGGUUUUCAUGUAUCCCGAGCUACUCCCAGUGUGUUCUCUGAAGGCAAAGAACCCCCAGGAUAAGAACUCAUUCACCAAGGCUGAGGACAAUCUGUUAGUUUUAGGACUGAAGCACUUUGAAGGGACCGAGUUCCCCAAGCCCCUUAUCAGCAAAUACCUCCUGACUUGCAAGACCGCCUGCCAGCUCACGGUGAGGAUCAAGAACCGCAGCAUGAACCGAGCCCCUGACAACAUCUUCAAGUUUUAUAAGAAGACCAAACAGCUGCCUGUCUUAGGGAAGUGCUGUGAAGAGAUCCAGCCCCAUCAGUGGAAGCCACCUGUGGAGAGAGAAGAGCACCGGCUGCCAUUCUGGUUAAAGGCCAGUCUGCCGUCUAUCCGGGAGGAAAUGCAGCGCAUAGCUGAUGGUGCCAGAACGGGAGGAAAUGUGACCGGGACCACUGAGAUCAAGCCAGACCCAGACCUAGGAAAAGGCAGCUCUGAGCCGGGAACUGAGCCCCGGUACCCACUGCUGCUGCCUAAGGGUGUAGUCCUGACACUGAAGCCAGCUGCCAACUGCUUUUCCAGGAAGGGGUGGAGACAGAAGCGCUCGUCCACCCUGAAACCCCUCCUUAUCAGACCCAGCCCCUCUCUCCAGCCCAGCGCCAGCGCUGGGAAAACACCAGUUAGGUCAGCUCAGUCAGAAGCCCCUCCGAGCAAAGUGGUGGUCCGCAUGCCUCCCACCCUGCAGCCAGCCACUGUUUUACAGACAGUGCCAGGUAUCCGUCCCCUGGGGCUCACUGGGGGCGAUAGAUUUGAGUCUCCCACGGCACUGCCUGCUGUGCCCCCUGAGGCCAGGACCAGCUUCCCUCUGUCCGAGCCCCACACCCUGCUCUCCUCAGCUCCUGUGCCCAAGGUGAUGCUGCCCUCGCUUGCCCCUUCAAAGUUUCGAAAGCCGUACGUGAAACGGAGAGGCCCCAAGAGAAAGGGGGCCAAGGCCCCCCUCUGUCUGAAGUCUGUCCCCCUCAUCAACUCUGCCCCUGUUAUCUUCACUGUUCCCGCCACCACCGUGAAGGUCGUGAGUCUCGGCAGCGGCUGCAACGUGAUCCAGCCCGUCAAUGCCGCCGUGGCCCCGAGUUCUCAAACUAUUCCCAUCACCACACUCUUGGUUAAUCCUGCCUCCUUCCCCUGUCCGCUGAGCCAGCCCCUGGUGGCCUCUUCCAUCCCCCCCUUAAUUGUUUCUGGCAACUCUGUAAACCUUCCUGUACAGCCCGGCCCCGAGGAGAAGGCCCAGGUGAAGGUGGACAUUGGGUGUCCUUUGGAUGAAGGGAAAAAUGCCUUCCAGGGUCUGGUACCCAAGUUAGAACCCCAGGAACUCUCUCCUGUCUGUGCUGCUGUCUUCCCCACAAAGGAGCACAGCCCAGGGCCUGCGCCCGCAGAUGGGGAAUGCCAGGAAGACUCGCCGGAGAACAGCGCCUAUGUCUGGACUGUUGUGAAAACAGAGGAGGGGAGGCAUGUUGUGGAACCUCUGGCUCAGGGUUUCCAAGAAGCUCUCAGCGCACUUCCUGGGGACUUAGAGAAAAUUGUCAAGAUGGAACCUAAAGACCACAGGGAGGAAGUCUGCAGCGCCCCCCUGGAACCAGCCUUUUGUGAGGACAUCAAAGAAGAGCAUUUUGGGGAGCUGGACGCCGGCUGUCCACGUGAGGAGUCUGGCGGCGCCAAGGAGGCGAGGAAACAGCCAGUCCUCCCAAAGGAGGAGAGGAGUCAACCCGCUAAAACACCUCCAACUUCACAAGAGCUUCCUGAUGGAGGAAACUCAGGGAAUGGGAGCAAAGACUCUGCAAAGAAUGCUGCAGCCUCCGCUGAGCCUGAAGCGGCGCUGAGCAGCCCCCCAGGGAAGCCCGAAGACUCACCCAGCAUUGACGGGCAGUCAGCGGGGACCCCAGCGGGGCCGGAAGCUGGAGGAGAGAAGGAUGGGCCAGAGGAAGAGGAGGAAGAGGACUUUGACGACCUUACCCAAGACGAGGAGGAUGAGAUGUCUUCCGCUUCUGAGGAAUCUGUGCUGUCUGUCCCGGAGCUCCAGGAAACGAUGGAAAAACUCACUUGGCUCGCGUCUGAAAGGCGCCUGAGUCAGGAGGGUGAGUCUGAGGAAGAGAACUCUCAGGAAGAGAACUCUGAGCCUGAAGAAGAAGAGGAAGAAGAAGCAGAAGGAAUGGAAAGCCUGCAGAAAGAGGAUGAAGUGGCUGAUGAAACCAGCGGAGACCCUGCUGAGAAACCUCCUACCACCUUUGCCUCGCCCAAGACUGCUCCAGAAGAGGGGGCCAGCAGGACCCCACCAGGAGACAGCAGCAAAGCCGCCGGCAAGGGCCGGAGCAGCCACCGAGCUCGCAGCAAGCGGGGCAGCCGGGCCCGGGCCAGCAAGGACACGUCCAAGCUGCUGCUGCUGUACGACGAGAACAUUCUGGAGCGGGACCCGCUCAGGGAACAGAAGGAUUUGGCCUUUGCUCAGGCAUAUCUGACCAGGGUACGCGAAGCCCUGCAGCACAUCCCUGGCAAGUAUGAGGACUUCCUGCAGGUCAUCUAUGAGUUCGAGUCAGGCUCUCAGCGGGGGACAGCGGUGGAUCUCUUCCGGAGCCUGCAGGCUCUGCUCCAGGGCUGGCCCCAGCUGCUCAAGGACUUCGCUGCGUUCCUGCUGCCCGAGCAAGCCCUGGCCUGCGGGUUGUUUGAGGAGCAGCAGGCUUUUGAGAAGAGUCGCAAGUUUCUUCGGCAGCUGGAAAUUUGCUUUGCAGAGAACCCGUCACAGCACCAGAGGAUUAUCAAGGUCCUGCAGAGCUGUGCGGACUGCCCGCCCCAGGAGGUCACGGAGCUCAAGACACAGAUGUGGCAUCUGCUCAAGGGCCACCACCACCUCCAGGAUGAGUUCUCCGUCUUCUUUGACCACCUGCGCCCAGCAGCUAGCCGGAUGGGUGAUUUUGAAGAGAUCAAUUGGACAGAGGAAAAGGAGUAUGAGUUUGAUGGCUUUGAGGAAGUGGCACUGCCUGACCUGGAAGAGGAAGAAGAGCCUCCCAAGUUACCCACAGCGUCAAAGAACAAAAGAAGAAAGGAGACCGGGGCCCCAAGUCACGAUAAGGAGGCUGAGUGGCCAGAUGGGGCCAAGGACUGUGCGUGUCCCUGCCAUGAAGGAGGUCCCGAUUCCAAGCUGAAGAAGAACAAACGGAGAAAUUGUAGCCACUGCAGUGGCAAGGUCUGUGACAGCAAGUCCUACAAGAGCAAGGAGCUCCAUGAGUUGGUGGGCAGCAGCCCCCAGCGAGAGGCCAGCCCUGUGCCUGCUGCUAAGGAAGCUGGGCAGGGCAAGGACGUGACGGAGGAGGACACCCUGGAGGAGCGGGGGAGCACUGAGGCCCCCCCGAGCAGGGCUGGCCGGAGUGCCCGCAAGGGAGAGAUGCCCGUGCCCGGACUGGCAGUGGGGAGCAGUUCGUUGUCCCCUCAAGAAGUGACUCCUUCAGACGGCCAGUUCCUCCCGGAUGGCCCACCGGCCCGCUCACCAGAGCCGCGUCAACUUCCCUCCAAUACCGGAGCUGUGCCAGACAGCGCUCAGAGAAGCCAGGCUGGAGCUGAGGCUGUCUCCUGCCCCCAGGCAUCCUCCAGGCUUCUGCACGAGAGGGGCGGCCACAAGGCAGCGGGGGAGUCAGAGGCUCCCAAGCCGGUCUGGGAUGCCUCAGAAACCGAGAAAUGGCCUGGAACUGUCGACCCCCCUGCAUCCUGCCCGAGUCCUGUUUUCUCGAGGACCAGAGAUGUAGGGAGAAGCCAGGAGCCUGGGAAACCAGACGCUCAUGAGAGCUGGCUGCCUUCAGGCAGAGCCGGGGUGAAGACAUCAGACAAGGAGUCCCUUGACCAUGAUGCUUCCUCAGGAAUGGACACCUCCGAGACUUCUCCCAGAGCCCCUAGAGGCGCUUUGGCUAAAGACAGUGGAAUGCAGGGCAGGGGUCCAGAGGGGGAGCCGCCGCCAAAGGCCACAGAAGUCACAGUAUGUGCCAACAACAGCAAGGUCAGCUCCACUGGGGAAAAGGUGGUCCUGUGGACAAGGGAGGCUGACCGCGUGAUUCUCACUGUGUGCCAGGAGCAAGGGGCGCAGCCGCAAACGUUCCGUAUCAUCUCCCAGCAGCUCGGAAACAAGACCCCCACCGAGGUGUCCCACCGCUUCCGAGAACUCAUGCAGCUCUUCCACACCGCGUGUGAGGCCAGCUCUGAGGAUGAGGACGACGCGGCCAGCACCAGCAAUGCAGACCAGCUGUCUGACCGCGGGGACCUUCUGUCUGAGGAAGAGCUGGAUGAGUGACACGGGCAGCAUGUGGGUGUCAUCUACACAGGACCCCAGCCUACGCGCACCCUGGUGAGGGACAGGGUGCUUGUACUUUGAGCUCAGCAGACAACUGAGGCGCGGGCCGAGGACCAGGACACCGCAGGCUGGCAUUGCCUGGCUCUGCCAUCCUCUGCUUCACUUAGUCUUUUCUGAAGACCUUGGAAUCUACUUUCUACAUAGUGUCGAGGGUCGGGCUCAGCGUCAUCCCCCAUUUUCUUUGUCCUGAGGGUACACACUCAUGGUUCUGUGAUCUGAGCAGUGUUCCAACAUGUAAUAGGUGCGUGUGGGUGCAGCCAAUCCUGAGACACUGAGCGCCUGCAUCCGCCCUUUAUUGUACAGCAGCUCUCCCCCUUCCUGGAGCUUCAGUCUGUGAGGCUGUCUCCGUCCUGGUAGCAUUGGGCCAGACUGCGGAGCUCGUGCAGCAGCUCCUCCAGGUCACCCUGUUCCACUCCGGCCUCCAUGAAACUGGCCCAGCGUCGCAGGUCGACUUUGGUGAGCUCUUUGGC